UCACAGGUCACGUGACCCGGAAAAUGUGGUCCUUGAUUCCUGUGUUGAACUGCGCUCAGCUGCUGCGCCUCUGUCCUUCGCAGUGCAAACCGCCUGUCGUCCGCAUAACGACCGGCGACCCCCGGGCGGACUCUCCUCCUCAGCGCAGCACCAUGUCGGACGAAGCUUUUGUGACGUUGGCCACGAACGACAGCUACGCCAGGGGGGCGAUGGUUCUCGGCCAGUCGUUACGAAACCACAACACAACCAAGAAACUGGUCGCACUCGUCGGACCUCAUGUUGCAGAACCUUGCAGAGGCACACUGCGCUCCAUUUUCGAUGAGGUGUGUGUGGUGGACGUCAUGGACUCGGGCGACACGGCUCACCUGGCCCUGAUGAAGCGUCCCGACCUGGGAGUCACAUUCACCAAGCUGCACUGCUGGACACUCACACACUACAGCAAGUGUGUGUUCAUGGACGCAGACACACUGGUGCUGUCAAAUAUCGAUGAGCUCUUUGAGAGGGAGGAGCUCUCUGCAGCACCAGAUCCUGGUUGGCCGGACUGCUUCAACUCGGGGGUCUUCGUCUUCAGGCCGUCCGACGAGACGCACGAGAAGCUGCUCGCGUUCUGUGGUGAAAACGGAAGCUUUGACGGUGGAGAUCAGGGGGUUCUCAACAGCUUCUUCGACACCUGGGCGACGGCAGAUAUCUCCAAACACCUCCCCUUCAUCUACAACCUCAGCAGCAUCGCCAUCUACUCCUACCUGCCUGCGUUCAAACAGUACGGCCAUGACGCCAAGGUGGUGCACUUCCUCGGCAAGGUGAAGCCGUGGAACUACUCCUAUGACGCACAGAAGGGCGAGGUCAGGGGUCACUCCACGUCGCCGGACCCGUGCCAACUGCACCCCGACUACCUGCUCAUGUGGUGGCAGCUGUACACCGAGUCUGUGCUGCCGCUGUUGCAGCACGCCUACGGGGACACGCCCUUCAACAGCGGCUUCGUGCAGGAGAGCCAGAACGCCAAGCUUCACGAGGAUGUGCAAGAGCGGCCGCAGCCCUCGGCUCCUCCUCCUCCGCAGAAGGUUUCGUCAGAGGAGAGGAAGCAGCGCUGGGAGGCGGGCCAGAUCGACUACAUGGGCGACGACUCCUUCGCCAACAUCGAGCGCAAGCUUGACUCCUUCUUAAAGUAGCGGACAGAGAGAGAGAGAGAGAGAGAGAGAGAGAGAGGGAGAGCGCCAUGUGAAGCUCUGUGUGGGCGGAGAUUCAAACCGCUGCUCAGCUUGAUUUAUCAAGUGACUGAGUGAACGUUCAGCCUCGCUCUCGGCCUCCUGUCGGUGUGUAGGGAUGACAGAGAGGAGAAGUUCGACACAGUUUCCCAUGCACUCUCACCAUUCACGUUUGGGUUUUUUUCACUAGUUGGACAGUUUGGAAAAUCCUUCCAUUUGCUUUCUUGCCUAGUAACAAAAAAAAGUAAAGAAGAAGACUGAUACCGCUCACAUGUCUGUAAAUACGAAGCUCAGCUCAGAAUAAAGACGGGAAACAUCUGCGACCUCGGCACGGUGCAUCCCACUGUGAUCUGGUCACAUAGUGUUGAAUAUGCAAACCUUAGUGGAACGAAUCAGAAUGCUAUUUUUCUAACAUUAUCCAUCUGUGGGUUACAUCUUUUCCAUCAGAUUUUUACUGUCUGCUCAGAACGAUGUUUUAUGCUUAGUUAUGUACUCAACUGUUUUUGUUCGAGGCCAGAAAAUAGUCUCGCACAAUACACACUCGUUAAACAGCCAACUUUUAAUUUUUAACAUUUGGUAUGAAUUAAACAAAUGACAUACAAUUUGUUAAUGAGCAAGCUUUUCGUUUCUCUAAACGUUUCGUUUCCAGUCUUUGUUCUGAGCUGAUGGUGGUAGCUUCAUCUAAUUUAUCCUCUCGCACUCUAUAACAAAGUGAAUGCCAAGUCUCAAAGUGUCCAACUAUUCCUUUUAAGUGUUGUUGUGCAUCUGAUGGAUAUGGAUUCAUAGUCUUCCGAACAGAAACAGAAAAAAAAAGCUUACUGCUGAAGGGAAAUCAGUAAGUUUAAAAGUUGUUUCUGGAUUUUCCCCACAACUCUUAUCCUGCAUUACGUCUCUA
This is a messenger RNA of Scophthalmus maximus (turbot), 2100 nucleotides long. It is a transcript of the gene gyg1a, whose product is annotated as glycogenin 1a. NCBI's taxonomy places the organism in Eukaryota, Metazoa, Chordata, Actinopteri, Pleuronectiformes, Scophthalmidae. Gene Ontology annotation, cellular component: cytoplasm. The record is from RefSeq and is a predicted model, not a curated record. Gene Ontology annotation, molecular function: glycosyltransferase activity. The coding region runs from base 24 to 1169 and encodes 381 amino acids. The transcript has 7 exons.